GUUCACUGCGUUUCCGUAGCCAGCUCGCUACCCGCUGAGCGCUGGCUUGUAACGCGGCUCGCCGAAACGAUUGAUCCCGAUCAAACAACGUUAACGCUCGCCUCCCAAAUGGCGGAUUAACGCGGUUAUCGGAAGGGACACUCUUAAACCAAUGCUUGUGACUCGGGUGUUUUUGUUUUUUUUUGGAGGUAGUGCGUUGGCAACACCCGCGUUAACAUGUGAAAUGAGCGCAGAAAGAUUAACUGUGCGUUAUAUUCUGGCUAACUAGCUAGCAGCUACCUCUCUACACUCAAUCCAAUUAAUGUUAGCUCGCUCGGUCUGUUUUCGUAGCGUCGCGUCUGUAAAAAUGAAGAAGUUUAACAUAAGGAAGGUGCUGGACGGCUUGACAGCGGCGUCCUCUUCCUCCUCCACCUCCGCUCAGCCUGGUACUCCUAAGGAAAACGACACCGUCCUGGAGACUCUCCAGUCGGAACAUUUUCAGCUGUGUAAGACUGUGCGUCAUGGCUUUCCAUAUCAACCAUCCUCCAUGGCUUUUGACCCCGUCCAGAAAAUCCUGGCCGUUGGGACUCAGGCCGGAGCUUUAAGGCUGUUCGGCCGUGCAGGUGUGGAGUGCUACUGUCAGCAUGAGAGCGGUGCUGCUGUCAUCCAGCUCCAGUUCCUCAUCAAUGAGGGGGCGCUGGUGAGUGCCUUAGCUGAUGACAGCAUCCAUCUGUGGAACCUGAGGCAAAAAAUCCCAGCGAUCCUUCAUUCUCUGAAGUUUAACAGGGAGAGAAUCACAUACUGCCACCUGCCCUUCCAGAGCAAAUGGCUGUACAUCGGCACAGAGCGAGGAAACAUCCACAUUGUCAACGUGGAGUCCUUCACCCUCUCAGGCUAUGUUAUUAUGUGGAACAAAGCCAUUGAAUUAUCCACCAAGACGCACCCAGGGCCUGUUGUGCAUAUUAGUGAUAACCCCAUGGAUGAGGGCAAGCUUCUGAUUGGAUUUGAGUGUGGGGUAGUGGUGCUGUGGGACUUAAAAUCCAAGAAAGCAGACUGCCGCUACAAUUAUGAUGAGGCCAUCCACUCAGUUGCUUGGCACCACGAGGGGAAACAGUUUGUCUGCAGCCACUCUGAUGGCACUCUGACCACGUGGAAUGUACGAGCUCCGGCCAAGCCUGCACAGAUCAUCACGCCACAUGGAAAACAGCCUAAGGAUGGAAAAAAGCCAGAGCCAUGCAAGCCUAUCCUGAAAGUGGAGUACAAAACUACCAGAGCUGGGGACCCAUUCAUGGUCCUGUCUGGAGGGCUGUCGUACGACACAGUGGGGAGGAGAGCCUGUUUGACGGUGAUGCACGGAAAGAGCACCACCGUCCUGGAGAUGGACUAUCCCAUCGUAGAUUUCCUAACACUCUGUGAAACUCCAUAUCCAAGCGACUUCCAGGAACCGUAUGCUGUGGUGGUUCUCCUGGAGAAGGAUUUAGUUGUAAUAGAUCUCGGACAGAUUGGGUAUCCAAUUUUUGAGAGCCCGUAUCCGCUGUCCAUCCACGAGUCACCAGUGACGUGUUGCGAGUAUUUUGCCGACUGUCCCUCGGAACUGAUUCCUGCACUCUACUCUGUCGGCAGCCGGCAAAAACGACAGGGCUACAGCAAGAAGGAAUGGCCCAUUAGUGGUGGAAACUGGGGCCAAGGCACACAGACUUACCCAGAGAUAAUCAUCACAGGACAUGCUGAUGGCUCAAUUAAAUUUUGGGACGCUUCUGCAUUAAUGCUUCAAGUGUUGUACAAGCUGAAGACGGCCAAGGUGUUUGAGAGGGCCAGAGGUAAAGAGGAGAAGCCCAGCACGGACAUUGUGGAAGAAGACCCGUUUGCCAUUCAGACCUUGUUCUGGUGUCCAGAGAGCAGGAUGCUCUGCGUGGCUGGAGUCUCUGCUCAUGUCAUCAUCUACAGGUUCAGCAAACAGGAAGUCACCACCGAGGUUGUUCAGCUGCUCGAAAUCCGGAUGCAAUGCGAGUUUAGCGAGGCCGACUCCCCCGAUCCGGGAGGAGACCACACCCCCACCUCUGCAGUUCCCCCCAGCCCUCAGGAAGCUGAGCCUCCAAAUCAGCUCUCUGCAGGCAUCAACUCUUCUGAAGGACCCAGAGACAAUAUACCAUGCCUACAGGUGCGGAGCUCCCCGCUGAAACAGUCUCCGGGCUACCAGGUGGAGCUGGUGGUCCAGCUGGUGUGGGUGAGCGGGGAGCCGCCUCAGCAGAUCACCAGCCUGGCAGUCAACUCCUCCUACGGCCUUGUGGUGUUUGGAAACAGUAACGGUCUGGCUGUAGUGGACUACGUCCAGAAGACGCUGCUCCUCAGCAUGAGUAUUUCGGAGCUGUCCAGCCCAUCCGACCCCUGCCAGAGGCAGCCCUGCUCCCCGCGUAAACCCCGCCAGCCUUCUGGAGGACUUUGCGAUUCUAACGACGCAUCUAACAACUCAGAGGAGCGAUGCAAAUCCCCUACGUCAGGAUCUCCCUCACCCUGCAAUUCAGACGAUGAACGAAAACAGAACUUCAUAGAGAAGGUGAAGUUAAAAAGCAGACGCUUUUCCAAGACGGUUGCCAAUGACUUUGCCAAGAUGUCGCGGAAAAUUAGCUCAUCUGGUGAGCAAAAGCCAGAGCUGGAUGGAAAGGAUAACGCCUUCACUCGCUCACGUAGCUCGAGCGUAACCAGCAUAGACCGAGAAUCUCGAGAGGCCAUCUCCUCCUUCUACUUCUGCGAGAGUUUCCCCAGGAAGUCGGACAGUCAGGUCAGCCCCUGUCUGUUAGUGGGGACCACCCAGGGCUCCGUGAUGAUGGUGGCCCUCAGCAUGCUGCCGGGCGGCGACCAAAAGCCACAGCAGCCGGUUGGCUUUGCCUCCUGCGGCCCCCUGGUCAGACUCAAAGGAGACAUCCUGACUAUGGCCCUGCUGGAUGCUGCUGGGACUCUGCUGCCCCCUACCUAUGAACCAUGGUAUGACCCAAACGCCUCAGACGAAGAGAAAGAGAAGGUCCGGAGGCGCAGGCCGGCCACCCCUCCUACCUCACAGGAGGGCCACGACGCCCAAUUCGCCGUCCUGUGUUCAGAGAAGCAGGCCAAGGUGGUGGCCAUGCCCUCCCAAACCUGCGUCUACAUACACAACAUCACAGAGACGUCUUUUGUGCUGCGGGCCGAUGUGGUGCAGAUGGCCGGCGCUUACUGCCUCGCCUGUUUCUGUGCCAAUGGUCACAUAAUGACUCUGAGUUUGCCAAGCCUGCGACCUCUGCUAGAUGUGAACUACCUGCCGCUGACAGACAUGCGGAUUGCCAGAACGUUCUGCUUCUCUAACUUGGGUCAAGCUCUGUACCUGACCUCCCCCACUGAGAUCCAGAGGAUUACCUACAGCCAGGAGACCUGUGACAACCUUCAGGAAAUGCUCAGCGAGUUAUUUACCCCCGUGGAGACGCCAGAGGCUCCAAACAGAGGCUUUUUCAAAGGCCUUUUUGGCGGAGGAGCUCAGUCUUUGGACAGAGAAGAACUCUUUGGUGAAACGGCGUCCGGUAAGGCCUCGCGCAGCCUGGCCCAGCACAUCCCAGGCCCGGGCAGCAUGGAGGGCAUGAAGGGAGCGGCCUCCGGGGUCGUAGGGGACCUCGCCCGUGCCAGAGUGGCGCUGGAUGAGAGAGGGCAGAAGCUGGGGGAGCUGGAUGAGAGGACGGCAGCCAUGAUGGCCAGUGCAGACUCCUUCUCAAAGCACGCCCACGACAUGAUGGUGAAGUACAAAGAUAAAAAGUGGUACCAGCUCUGAUGACAGAGAGCGGAGCUCUGGACUCUUGUCGCGAACACCAGUAUCUCCGGGGGGGGCCUGGGCUCCCUCUGUCCUCUGUUUAUUUCCGUGGGCGGGGUUUACUCCGCUCAACAGCAUCACGCUAUUUCUCUUAGCACAGUAUCUUCACUCUCCAUUACUCCAGUCAGCAAAGAUGAGAGUGAAGCCAUCAUUCGGCUUCUCUUCCUCUGUUCCAUCUCAGAGCGACACGGCAAACACGGAUCCCUCCACAUCCGUCAUCAAAUACGUUCUACACACACAAACAGACACACGCGUUGCUUUUCAAGGGGAGACGGAGGGACAGUUCGGCAAAAUAACGUACUCUAGGUGGCCUGGCUGCACUUUUUUUGAUUCCUUUCUAAGCCCUUUAUUGUGUCUGCCAAACACGAGGAGAAAAGUCUGAUCCUUCAACACGUGACCAUUGAGUGAAUGCGUAAGGCUGUGAAGGACUUCUUGGGAAUUUUCUUUCAUGUCGUCACGUAGAAAGGACCUCUAAGCGCUUCGAAUCGUAAAAUAGAUCAAUUGGAUGAAGACUGUGGAUCAGUUGCCUCUUACUUGAACAAGGGCUAUUAGUUCACUAGUUUGUCGCCAACCUUUUUCACACGCACCAAGUUGCUUUAGGUGAGAAUGUUUCCUGAACGUCACUUUGUUUUUAUUUAUUUCCAGAAAGGAAGAUAUUUUGGAAUUGUAGAUUAAACAGGAAGAUUAAAUAUUGGGCAUUAAAAGGUAUACGAGCAAAAAAAAGUGCUAAAAAUGUUUACCCACCCCCCCACCCCCCACCUCGAAGGAAGAGUUUACAUUGUUCUAACGACUGAGUCGAUACACUGGAAAAACCCCGGUGGUUUUACGAUCUUUGGCUUGUUUCUGUCAGAUCGCGUCUUAAUCGCCUAAUAAGGACACAAGUACAUUUUGCUCAGAACUUUUUUGUUUAGUUUUCCAAGGAUCCCAAAUCAAAGUAUUUUGCCGUCCUGUUGUAUCUGAAGUAGAUUUGUCGUUGAUGCGUAUGGAGUGGGAGUGGUGAUGCCUCACAAACACAUUAAAUUGCUCCGCUUAGUGCCACAGCUUCUCUGUUCAACACUGUCUCUCUUUUUUUUGCCUUCGCCUCAUGACCUAGAACCUCUAGCUGCGUUUAGAACACCGAGACCCACGGAAGUAUUCGCCCCUCAUGAGAUUUCUUCCCUCAUCCAUUGAAACGAGGGAUUGCCUAAUAGCUGAAGAUGUUGGAAAAUUAUUCAUGUUUUAUAUAUUUAGAAAUAAAAAUCUAAAUUGUGGAAUGCUUUGGUUUUCAGACCACGCCCUUCGAUCCUCUACCAGAUUUGUAAUUUUCGCCAAUUCUUUAAGAUAACAUGUGAACGUCACAUUUAAUGUUUCGUCAAAGAGAAAUUGGAUUUAGUUUUUUACUUUGACUAGGCCGUUCUAACAAACCACGUUUCUGCUUUUAUUUUAGCCUCCAUCCCUCUCUCUAUCUACCCUGCUACCAGCUUUCCUGUAAAUGCAGAAGACAUGCAUUCCCACUGCAUGACGCUCCCUCCACCAUGUCUCAAUGUGGGGAUGGUGGCUUUAGGGUGAUGUGCAACGUUAGUUUUUAUCUCCAGUGUCCGGUGAGAUCGGGAUAUUGCUUUAUGAGCUAAAUCCUCUUUACAGUUCUUCACAACUGUAUCCCUGACCUCCCUACUGUGUUCCUUGUGACAUUUAUCACCAUGGUUCUCCUUUACAGAACAAAUGGACCUAAACAGAGCUUAAACCAGACACAAUUAGGCUCUGUUUGCUAAUAAGAAGUCCCCUGAAGGCAGUUGGUUGAAUCAGAGAAAAUGUGGGCUGAACCGACAUGCAUGCCACAAUUAUUAGAUUUUUAGACACAAAGGAUUAAAAACCUUUAUAUAAAAAUAGAUUAAAGAUAUUAAAGGGGUAUGGAUAAUUUUGCUAAGCACAGCAUGGGCGUGUGUUGUGAACAUGCUCAUAUGAAGGCCAGUGCUCCUAGCACCAUGUCAAUGAAGGAGCAUCUCUUGUUUUCAAAGGAGGAAAGAAAAAAGACUGUCGGAAGAUAUUGCUGCCAAAUGUUGUAAAUAAUGGGAAGCUUUGACACUGAGCGUGCAAAGC
Molecule: messenger RNA, 5893 nt
Organism: Cyprinodon tularosa
Lineage: Eukaryota; Metazoa; Chordata; Actinopteri; Cyprinodontiformes; Cyprinodontidae
Gene: stxbp5b
Product: syntaxin binding protein 5b (tomosyn)
Biological process (GO): regulation of protein secretion; regulation of exocytosis
Cellular component (GO): cytoplasm; SNARE complex; plasma membrane
Molecular function (GO): syntaxin binding; GTPase activator activity; myosin II binding
Source: RefSeq, a predicted model, not a curated record